Molecule: messenger RNA, 758 nt
Organism: Nymphalis io (European peacock)
Lineage: Eukaryota; Metazoa; Arthropoda; Insecta; Lepidoptera; Nymphalidae
Product: intraflagellar transport protein 22 homolog
Exons: 4
Coding region: 97-630 (177 amino acids)
Biological process (GO): intracellular protein transport
Cellular component (GO): endomembrane system
Molecular function (GO): GTPase activity
Source: RefSeq, a predicted model, not a curated record
GAAACAGACGAUAAUUACUUGUAGUUUAAAUUCGUAAAAAUAAUAAAAAAUAGUUCUAGUGUUUACUUCAGGUAUUCUUGUAAAUAUUAUUUCGACAUGCAACUUGAUAAGCUGAAAAUUUUAUUGAUCGGGCCCUCAGACAGUGGAAAAACAUCUAUAGCCAAUUUUUUAUCAGAAUCUAUAAAUGUAGACGAAGCUAACAAUCCUAGACCAACCCAAGGAGUCCGCAUUGUGGAGUUUGUACUGCCAAAUCUAAAUGUAAACGAAAAGCAAUAUAAAGUUGAUAUUGAAAUGUGGGACUGCAGUGGUGACCAUAAGUUCGAAUCGUGUUGGCCUGCACUUCGCCUGCGUGUCCAAGGAGUUAUACUUGUUUGCUCAUCCAACACGGUAAAUGUUGCGGCGAGAGAAUUGGAACUUCUUUACAAUUACUUUGUAAGCCAGGCCAAAUUGUCAGCAAAGCAAUGUGUGGUAUUCUACAACUGUUCCGAUGAUCAAGAGGACACGGACUCUUUGAAUCUGUCUCCUACUUUUUCCAAAGUAUCUCAAGUUGCUGUAAAUUUGAAAUCGGGGGGAAACAGGUUAAAAAUAGAUUUCUCUAAUUACAUUACCUCAAUUUUACAGACAUUAUAAAUAAAGUUAGUAACAAUUUAUAUGUCCAGUUUUAUUUCAGACACCAGCUUUUCUGGCAUACUUACCUCUUACUUGAACAUUCCUUGUUUCUGAAAAACAUCCAUUAACUUUUCUCGUAGUUUUUUUAC